AUGAAUUCUGUAAAAGAAGAGAUGGAGAAAAUUAACUUUGUGAAGAAUGGUGUGCUGAGAUUGCCUCCUGGAUUUCGGUUCCAUCCUACUGAUGAAGAACUCGUGGUACAAUAUUUGAAGCGCAAGGUUCUUUCUUACCCUCUACCAGCUCCUAUCAUCCAGGAGGUCGAUGUUAACAAGUCUGAUCCUUGGGAUUUGCCAGGUGAUUCAGAGCAAGAGAGAUACUUUUUCAGCACAAGAGAGGUGAAGUACCCGAAUGGGAACCGAUCAAACAGGGCCACUGGUUCCGGCUACUGGAAGGCAACUGGAAUUGACAAACAAAUUGUGAGUUCGAGGAGCCACCAAGCUGUUGGGAUGAAGAAAACUCUAGUUUUCUACACGGGAAAGCCUCCAACUGGAUGCAGAACUGAUUGGAUUAUGCACGAGUAUCGCCUAGCUCAGGCAGUAACCACUACCCCGCAAGGGAGAACUUUAGGCCAGGAAAACUGGGUAGCCUGCCGAAUAUUUUUGAAGAGAAGAAGCAACAAAAAUGACGACCAGGUCGCACAAGUGCAAAAAGAAACCAGAGGAGCCCCUAUUGUAGGGAAAUCUAUGCCUGUUUUCUAUGAUUUGAAUCUGGUACCAGUAUCCUCAUCUUCAGGUUCAAGUGGGAUCACAGAAAUCGAAUCAGAUCACGAAGAAAGCAACGAAAGAGAACAAGGUCAGAAAGAGACAUAUCUCCCGCCCAGGAGAUCAGUUCUGAGAUCAAAGUUGAAUAAAGUUUAUGAGGUAGAUGGACAAAAGGAAAGCAAAAAGAGGCAGCAUCAAGUUUUGAGACAGACAUUGAGCGGAGAAUCCUCUAAUCGCGCAUGA
Fraxinus pennsylvanica is the source of this 852-nucleotide messenger RNA. Lineage: Eukaryota; Viridiplantae; Streptophyta; Magnoliopsida; Lamiales; Oleaceae. The record is from the annotation of a GenBank genome assembly.